Messenger RNA from Jaculus jaculus (lesser Egyptian jerboa), 3992 nucleotides. It is a transcript of the gene Kitlg, whose product is annotated as KIT ligand. Gene Ontology annotation, molecular function: stem cell factor receptor binding; cytokine activity. Gene Ontology annotation, cellular component: plasma membrane. The coding region runs from base 196 to 1017 and encodes 273 amino acids. The record is from RefSeq and is a predicted model, not a curated record. Lineage: Eukaryota; Metazoa; Chordata; Mammalia; Rodentia; Dipodidae. The transcript has 10 exons. Gene Ontology annotation, biological process: cell adhesion; positive regulation of cell population proliferation.
AGGAGCGCCAAGGGCAGGGCUGGGCAGGGCCGGGCAGGGCAGGACGCACGGGGCCGUGGACAGGGCUUUGCGCUCGGGCUACCCAAUGCUGGGACUAUCCGCCGCCGCCGCUCGUGCAAUAUGCUGGAGCUCCAGAACAGCUAAACGGAGUCGCCACACCGCUGCCUGGGCUGGAUCGCAGCGCUGCCUUUCCUUAUGAAGAAGACACAAACUUGGAUUAUCACUUGCAUUUAUCUUCAACUGCUCCUGCUUAAUCCUCUUGUCAAAAGUAAAGAGAUCUGCGGGAACCCUGUGACUGAUAAUGUAAAGGACAUCACAAAAUUGGUGGCGAAUCUUCCAAAAGACUAUAUGAUAGCCCUCAAAUAUGUCAACGGGAUGGACGUUUUGCCUAGUCAUUGUUGGUUAUAUGGCACGGUAACACAAUUAUCAGUCAGCUUGACUACUCUUCUGGACAAGUUUUCAAAUAUUUCAGAAGGCUUGAGUAAUUAUUCUAUCAUAGACAAACUUGUCAAGAUAGUGGAUGACAUUGUGCAAUGCAUGGAUGAAAACACCCCCAAGACCGUAAAAGAAUCAUCUAAGAGGCCAGAACAAAGGUCCUUUACUCCAGAGGAAUUCUUUAGAAUUUUUAAUAGAUCCAUUGAUGCUUUUAAGGACUUUGUGGUGGUAUCAGACACUAGUGAUUGUGUGCUUUCGUCAACAUUAAGUCCUGAGAAAGAUUCCAGAGUCAGUGUCACAAAACCAUUUAUGUUACCCCCCGUUGCAGCCAGCUCCCUUAGGAAUGACAGCAGUAGCAGUAAUAGGAAGGCCGCAAAGCCCAGUGGAGACUCUGACCUGCAGUGGGCAGCCAUGGCAUUGCCAGCCUUCUUUUCUCUUGUAAUUGGCUUUGCUUUUGGAGCCUUUUACUGGAAGAAGAGACAAUCAAAUCUUACAAGGGCUGUUGAAAAUAUACAGAUUAAUGAAGAGGACAAUGAGAUAAGUAUGUUGCAAGAAAAAGAGAGAGAAUUUCAAGAAGUGUAAUUGUGGCUUGUAGCAACACUGUUACCAUCAUACACUGGCUGGUAACAGUUCAUGUUUGCUUCAUAAAUGAAGCAGCUUUAAACACAUUCCUAUUCUGUCUCAAGCGACAGACCUCACCUCUACCUGUUCUUUCUACCCAUGACUCUGUACGGAUGAUUCAGAAAUUGGAGCAGCGUGUUCAGCUGUGAACCUGGCACUGGUUACUCCUCUGUACAGAAGAACUUGCAUGGAGCAGCACUCUGUUUUAAGGACGUGGGGGCCUUGCCAGGAACGAUGGGGAAGAGAGCCGGUGUCCUAAUCCAUACACACCAUUUGCAUGGCUCUAGAAAUGUGUAUGCUAAAACUCCUCCCAGCUUUAUUCUUCAGUUACAGUCCUCAGUCUUUUAGUAGUCCUGGUCUCUGCAAGUACAUUUCAGCCUGGAUAGCAGGGGUGAUUAUUAUUAUUAUUAUUUUCUCAAAGCGUUUUAGAAAACAACUGUAGAAACAAAACUUGGUAGCAUCAGCCACUGGGCCGAGUGGUAAGUAGUGGGGAGGUGGCAGGCCCGUCAGUACUGUGGCUGCUGAUUUGUGGGAAGAGCCGAACUUGUGCUCUUCCUGACCUAGAUCCCCCUAGGAAAAUGGACACGAUGGGUUGCUUCUGUCCACGCCAGGAAGCCAGUGCUGAGUCAUAAUUGUGAUGCCCUGGCAUAGGGAAGAUGCUGAGCAAGAUUCAGCACAGGAAGAAGCUAUGAACACUGACUAGUGGAAGAAUGUGCCAAGGAAGACAUUUGGCCCCUAGUGAAGCCAGUCUUUUCCCUUAACCACUCUAGAGUGUAUAAAUCAUGUUUGCAAAAUAUAUUAUGACAUGUUUAUAUUCUGAAACUAUUACAGAGCUAUGUAAUAGACUUGGGAGUAAAAUGCUGAAUGUAUGAAGGUCCUGUUUUGUCUUUUUUUUUAAUUUCCACCAUCAGAAAGAGUAAAAAUAAAUUAUGGUAUUUAGUACCUAAGGUUAGAAGCCACACCAUAUACUAAUAUGGGUGUUGAAAACUAGGUAGUUGGGAUUGUACAAGAAUGCAAGGAAUCAGGAAACUUUAGUUAUUUAUAGUAUAAUCACCAUUAUCUCUUUAAAGGAACCAUUUAUUUAAAAUCAGGCACUCUAUAUCCAUUAAGGUUUAUGAAAUAAAAACAAAAAGAGAUUUAUGUAUUUAUGCAUGUCAAUUUACUAUUUAAAGUAUGUGACAGAAUUUCUCAUAGUAGAGUGAAUUUGGAAGGAAUUCCCAAGAUGGACAUUUUGCUUUUAAAGACACUGUGGAAUUCACUUUGUCAAUGUUUUUUAUAGUGAAAAAAACAACUGGCUGGUCAAAGAAUGGUUUUAUUUUGAUGAGGGUUCUUUUAACACAUGAUGAUCAAACACAUCAAAGAAUCCACAGCUUUUCCUCCUAAUUUAAUCCUUGUGAGAACUUUUUUUUGCCAUGUGCUAUAACUAGAAGAUCCAUUUUCAAUGUGGUUAUGCAAAAAGGAAUCCAUAAAUGAGCCACUAGCUCUUCUUUUAUUUUAAAGGCCCAAGAACUUCUAGUAUGGUUGGAUUUUAGCUUAUAGUCAAAGCUCAUACAAAAACAACUCUGGAAUGUGGCCUCAGCUCUUUUUUACACCAAAGAGUACAAAUGAUUUCUGAAGUCCCCAUCUUCUCUAAUGUGUGUGCCUCUUAAGGCACUAAUCAUUUCUGUGAGAUACAAACCAAGUGCAUUGGCAACCUGCAUGCACUGGUCCAAGCUCAUGGCAAAAUGACUAGUCAUAAAACUCAAGGUCAGUUCAAUUGCUGAAAGGACCUGUCUCAGUGUGUGGCAUUGAUUGCUUUGGGGAAAACACACAGAGGUUGUCAUGAGUCAUAUGUAUCUGUGUAUAGACUGAGAAUAUUGUUACUUCCCAGUUUGAUGACUUGAUUUAUUUAUUUGAUGGUUUCAAUUUUCUUGGACUUAUGAAAAUGCUGUUUACUGAGUUUAAGCACACAAUAAAUUUUGUUCUCAGAGCUAGUAGUAGGAUUUGAAUACACAAGGACACAGUCUUAGUUGAUAGAGCUGAGUAAACACAUUUAAUAGGCUAUGAAAUCUGACAUGGUAAGGCAGGAGAUAUGUGUCCUGCCUAUUAGUUGUAUUGGCUCAUGAAGAGUUAUGCAGAUGGUCAUUUUCUAAUACACUAAGGUUCAUUAAUAUGCAUGAACAAGAGAAAGAUGGUGAACAUCAUUUUGGAUACUAUCUACUCGGACAUUAACUAUGGCAUAUCUGCUUUCAGAUAAUAAUACAUAUCUUUGCAUAUUUUAUUCCAUAUGUAUUCUGGAUAUUCUUUUUCUUAAAUUAUGAAAAGCUCACAAUUGAGAAGAUCCUGAAAUCACCUUUUAAACAGGUUCCAUGCAUCUGAGUCUCUUUUGUAAUGUCGAAAAUUGCCUUUUAGUCAAAAUGAUCUAAGAAAUCUGUGGAGUCUAAGUUAUAUGGAAAGCUUUCUGCACCUCUUUGGUAGAAACCAAAUCCAGCUCCAUGACUAAUGUGACUUGGCAGCCAUGGUCAAGUGUUCUGAUACUGUAUGAUAAUCUAAUGUGUUUACCCUACUGCCACUUUUACUGAGUCAGAAGAAAAUUGUUUUUCAAUAUGAAAAUGAAUGCAUAACUUGUAUUCUGAAAGAAGUUUCACAUGUGUGAAAAAUUAAUACAUGAAAAGUAUGUGUCCACCAUGAAGUAUGUGCUUUUAGCAAAGACUAUAACCCGUCCUAGUGAGUAUUUCUAUUCUUUGGAGAAACAGUGUGGCACAUUUUGGUACUUUAAUCCAUUGAAGUUAUAAAUGAACAACAAAAAAAAGCCAUUCUGGAAUAAUGGGUAUUUCUAAUGUGUUUCUUUGAUAUAUCUUAAUUUCAAGAUUUGAUUUUGAUAUGGGACUUCUAGCAAUUCCAUGCAUAUUCUUCAUAAAAAAAAAAAAAAGAUCUUCAAAGAGCAGUUUGGCAUA